AUGAGUUUGUCUCUGAAGCACAUCCCCUGUCCCAAGGGCAACGACUGUACAGCGUUUCAUUGCAUAUUUGGCCAUCCUAACGAGACACCAUCUGCACCGGAAGCGUCAUCACCAAAAACUCCAUCAAAUAGUACAGACAUCAGGGACAAGUUGGCAGAGGAUCAGGAUGUACCACGCAAGCGCGUCAGGGCAGACCCCUUUCAUCCAACGGAUUCCCCUGCAACACCUCAAGAUGCUGGACAAAGUACGUUGACAGCUUUUAAAGCUGGCUCAACGGAUGGAAUCCCCAAGCCAGUCGCAAAAAAGCUGGAAACUGCUCGACCAGUAUCUCCUCCGCCACUAAAGCGAAAGACCGACUCUCAAGACAAUGCCCCUAAACCCCCUACAAAAGUCGCCAGAACGAACCAGCCUAGCAAUGAAUCACGGCCACUUCCUACACGGAAACCUGCUCCAGCAAAGCCUAAGAAGGCUGAAUCACUGAACCCCAGACUACUCAAAAGCAUGCCUGCUAGCCAUGACAUCCGUCUUAAACUUGUCAAAAUGCUUCACCAAGAAUUGACACGACUAAAUAAAGAACUGAAGAAGAACGCCAAGAAGGACGACACAGACCUCCUUCUAUCAGAGCAAGAACUCAUUGUCCGCACAUUAGAUGAGGAAGAGUAUGUUGCUGUUCACAAAGCUGCGGUCUACUCAAACGUCAUGAAGAACAAGGUCAUGCAGUACAAGAGGAUGAAAGUCGACCAGUGGAAGACAGAGCGUCAAGAAGAACGGAAGAAAUUGGAACUCGAAGCUAGUGGAAAGGAUCCUUCUGAACAACCGAAAGAAAUCAAGACUGGCUUAUUGCCUACUCAAGAAGUUGAGCUUGCCAGGCGACUUCUUACUCCUAUCAGUGAGCUAGCCAGCCAUGGCUACGUAUCCAAGGUGCCUUCGGAUGAGGAGAUAGAAAAGGCAAGACAGGGCGUCGAGGCCUCUGCAGGAUGGGAGAAGUGCGAUCGAUGUCAACAACGCUUUCAAGUCUUUCCCGGAAGACGUGAAGAAGACGGUGCGCUCACUUCUGGUGGGUCAUGCACCUUUCACUGGGGUAAGACUUUCAUCGCUCCCAAGGCCCCGGGCGACAGAACCAGGCAGCCCAAGCGGUUCCAGUGCUGUGGACAGGAACUCGGCGACUCGGUCGGUUGCUUCACGCGCGAUCAUCACGUAUUCAAGACUUCAGAUCCUAAGAGAAUGGCCUCUAUACUUAACUUCGCAGAAACUCCUGAGAAUCCUUUGGCACCUGUAAACAGGGGUGUAGCUUUCGACUGUGAGAUGGGCUACACAGUUUACGGUAUGGAACUCAUUCGCCUAACCGCAACCCACUGGCCGAGAGGCGAGGAAUUACUGGAUGUUCUGGUCCGGCCUCUGGGAGAGAUUCUGGAUCUCAAUUCACGCUACUCUGGUGUAUGGCCAGAAGACCUAGCCCAAGCUGAGCCAUGGACCGCAAACGACUCGACAGUGCCGACUAAGAGCGGCAGCGACGAUGUGAGUGAGGAUGGCGAGCUGAAGUCUAGGAAGAAGCAGCUCAAGAUCGUAUCAUCCCCUGAAGUUGCUCGAGAUCUCCUCUUCUCUCUUAUCUCUCCCACCACACCUCUGAUAGGUCACGGUUUGGAGAACGAUCUCAACUCGGUUCGUAUUGUGCAUCCCACAUUGAUAGAUACCGUUCUGCUCUACCCUCACCAACAUGGUCUGCCAUAUCGGUACAGUCUCAAGAUGCUCAUGGAUGUUCAUCUCAACCGUAAGAUCCAGCAGGAAACCGGCCCUAAGAUGUUGGGUCACGAUUCUGCUGAAGAUGCAAGAGCAGCGGGAGAUCUUGUGCGUCUCAAAGUUAAGAACGAAUGGGCGGACUUGCAAAGAAGUGGUUGGAAAUUGGUUGAUGGCGAUAUUGUACCUCCAGGGAAGGCUGCUGGGUUGACAGAGGCGUUCAUCGAGGCGUAA
This is a messenger RNA of Fusarium coffeatum, 1971 nucleotides long. RefSeq lists its product as uncharacterized. Gene Ontology annotation, cellular component: nucleus. NCBI's taxonomy places the organism in Eukaryota, Fungi, Ascomycota, Sordariomycetes, Hypocreales, Nectriaceae. Bases 1 to 1971 code for a protein of 656 amino acids. Gene Ontology annotation, molecular function: exonuclease activity; nucleic acid binding. The transcript has a single exon. The record is from RefSeq and is a predicted model, not a curated record.